UCUGCCUGAUCUACGGCUGAGUGCAAACCGUCCCAUACAUGCGUUAUACAUACAGACAUUGUAUAUGUAGUUGUAUGUAUACUUGUACAGGGUGGGUGACAGAGUCAGAGAGAGGGCUCAGUUAAAUUUAUUUAACAGAGAAACCAGAGUGUUCUUUCAUGUAUGUGCAGUGUUGCAAUCUCUGCAGUAGAAAAAAAAACGCAGCAUAAUAAGAUUUGCUUUCAUUGUCAUCGUCGUCCUUAUCGUCACUACCGAGCAUCAUCAUGUGUAAUCUCAACACCACCACUGCUAAUACUACCCCACCUACACCUGCGAAGAAGAAGCAAGUACAUACUUCCAAAACCCACCUCUAUUUCGACAUCUUAUCAUCAGUACUUCCAAACACCAUAAUCGAUCCAGAGAAUUCCAAAACAACAAUCACAGAAGUUAUAAACCCAAUCGUGUUUGAGAUCGUCGGGGAGGUUAAGUCGCUCUUCAAUCUCGCCUUCCCAAUCGCCUUAACCGCUCUCAUUCUCUAUGCUCGCUCAAUAAUCUCUACUCUUUUUCUGGGUCAUCUCGGCGAACUCGAACUCGCCGCGGGUUCACUCGCGAUUGCUUUCGCGAACAUUACUGGGUAUUCGGUCCUCUCUGGUCUGGCUUUAGGAAUGGAACCUCUCUGUUCACAGGCCUUUGGUGCUCAACGACCUAAACUACUCUCUCUAACCCUUCAUCGGUCUGUGAUCUUUCUACUGGUAUGUUCAGUCCCCAUUCUUCUUCUCUGGCUCAAUAUGAACAAAAUCCUUUUAUUCCUUCACCAAGACCCAGAUAUAACAAGAAUCGCUCACACAUAUUUAACGUUCACUCUCCCUGACCUUUUGACCAACUCUUUUAUACACCCAAUCCGCAUUUACCUUCGCACGCAGGGGAUCACCCGCCCGUUAACUUUAGCAACUCUCACAGGCACAAUCCUUCACUUACCUUUCAAUCUGCUACUGGUCACGCACUUUCGCCUCGGAGUAGUCGGCGUAGCAGCUGCGGCGGCUGCGUCUAAUUUCUUUGCGCUGUUGGCGUUGGUUUUAUACGUGUGGGGUUAUGGUUUGCACGAGGCGACUUGGAGUAAGCCGAGCUUGGAUUGUUUGACCGGGUGGAAGCCAUUGCUUCGGCUUGCGGCGCCGAGCUGCGUAUCGGUUUGUUUAGAGUGGUGGUGGUACGAGAUCAUGAUCGUGUUGUGUGGUCUAUUAGUGGACCCCAAAUCAACCGUAGCAUCAAUGGGGAUUCUGAUUCAAACGACGUCGUUGAUAUACGUGUUCCCGUCGUCAGUAGGGUUCGCCGUGUCCACUCGCGUGGGGAACGAACUCGGUGCGAAUCGUCCUUCCAGAGCGAGAUUAUCGGCUGUUGUCGCGGUUGUAAUUGCGUCCAUGAUUGGCCUAUCAGCUUCGAUGUUCGCAACGGGGAUGAGGAAUACGUGGGGCCGGAUGUUUACGAAAGACGCGGAGAUCCUACGGCUGACAUCCGUGGCGCUUCCAAUCCUAGGGUUGUGCGAGCUGGGUAAUAGUCCUCAAACGGUGGGCUGUGGGGUCCUGAGAGGCUGUGCGCGCCCCUCAACGGCUGCUAACGUCAACCUGGGCGCAUUCUAUCUGGUGGGAAUGCCGGUAGCAGUUGGGCUUGGGUUCUGGAUAGGAAUUGGAUUCUGUGGACUCUGGGUUGGGCUGUUGGCGGCCCAGACAUGUUGUGCUGGGCUAAUGCUGUACGUGGUGGGGACCACUGACUGGAAUCUCCAAGCAAAGCGAGCUCGAGUCCUAACAUCCAGUACCGGUCGUGGAGAAUCUGGAGAUAAUACUAAUGUCAAUGGUGAAGAGAUGCAACCACUCAGUUCUAUUGCAGUCAAUUCCAGCUAAUGUAAAUUUUAAUUUUAUAUUUUAGGGAUUUUUUUUUGCUUCAUUAGAAAUAAAAUAAAAGAGAAUAUUGAUUAUAUAUAUACUUAACUACCCCCGCCCAGCUGGACAGGAAUGCACCU
Tripterygium wilfordii is the source of this 1996-nucleotide messenger RNA. RefSeq names its product protein DETOXIFICATION 51-like. Gene Ontology annotation, molecular function: antiporter activity; xenobiotic transmembrane transporter activity. Lineage: Eukaryota; Viridiplantae; Streptophyta; Magnoliopsida; Celastrales; Celastraceae. Bases 264 to 1877 code for a protein of 537 amino acids. The record is from RefSeq and is a predicted model, not a curated record. Gene Ontology annotation, cellular component: membrane. Gene Ontology annotation, biological process: xenobiotic detoxification by transmembrane export across the plasma membrane. The transcript has a single exon.